Lolium perenne is the source of this 1326-nucleotide messenger RNA. RefSeq lists its product as uncharacterized. The record is from RefSeq and is a predicted model, not a curated record. NCBI's taxonomy places the organism in Eukaryota, Viridiplantae, Streptophyta, Magnoliopsida, Poales, Poaceae.
AUGGCCGGAAGCAAGGACGACGCCGCCAAGCAAAGUCAGUCCGCCGGCCCCGGAAAACUCCCGCUGGAACUGCUAGCCAACAUCCAUGACCGGCUGGAGUUCCUCGACCGCAUCGCCUUCGCCACCGUCUUCGCCGCAUCCGGCGACGACGUACUCAGCUUUCCCACGCCAUGGCUCCACCUCCCCUGCGACGACAAGGACAAGCACCCAGCGACCGCGACUCUCUUCUCCCUCGCUGACCGGCGUGCCGCCACCGUGCGCGCUCCGGACCCCGCGUUGCGCGACUACGUUGUCCUCGGCUCCUCCCACGGGUGGCUCGCGACGGGCGACAACCAGGGCCAGAUCCACCUCGUCAACCCCGCCACUGGUGAGCAGCACGCGCUCCCACACAUCGCCACCAUGGGCGUCUUCGUGCCCGGGAACGACAGCCGCGGCUAUUUCAGCGUGUCGUUCAGGCGGUUCCUGACCGCCCGGUUCGGGGGCGGGCCACCGUUCGAAGACAGCCGCUGGGGGGCUGAGGGGCAUGGCGGGGUCACCUACUUGGGUGGCGAAGACUUGCGCACGCGGUUCUAUCGGAAAGUCGUCCUCUCCGUCGGGCGCCGCCCCGGAAGGCAUGCCGCGAUGCUCAUCCUAAGCGAAAGUUACGGUGCCCCGGCCUUCGCCGCGGUGGAGGACGGCGGCGCGUGGAGGUUGGGACGGUCCCAGGACGACGUCGAGGAUGCAAUCCACCACGACGGCCGGUUCCACUCCGUCUCGUACUCGGGCAUUGUGGAGGCGUGGGAGCGCGAUGUGGAGUCCGGUGCGUACACGAGCACGGCCGUCGCGCCACGUCUGACAACUGGAGGAGAAGGCAUGUCAUCGCGCAAGUACCUUGUGGCGGCGCCGGAUGGGAGGCUGAUGGUGGUGGUCAAGAACUGGACCAAGGAGAGAGGGUACCUCUGGAAUAAGACGUGGACAUGCUCGUUUCAUGUGUAUGUCCUCGGUGACGACGGGCAGUGGAAGGAGACGAGGGACAUCGGCGACGCUGCACUGUUCAUCGGGUUGAACAACUCGCUGUGCGUGCCUAGGAUGAGACGACCGGAGAUUGAGGCCGGCUGCGUCUACUACACGGAUGACCAGCUCUGGGAGGCGGCGCUGCGCAAGCGCAACAAGGACAUCAAGUACAGGGAUGAUGAUGAUGACGACGACGACUAUGUUGACAUUCGGCCUGCUGGGGUGUAUAGCCUCAAGGAUGGCACGGUGAAGAAGAUUGAUGCGCUCGGGCCGCAGCUCUACCAUGGCUUCACCCCGACGCCGCCAGUGUGGAUCACGCCUUCCAUCCCAUGA